Hydatigera taeniaeformis is the source of this 1203-nucleotide messenger RNA. The record is from the annotation of a GenBank genome assembly. NCBI's taxonomy places the organism in Eukaryota, Metazoa, Platyhelminthes, Cestoda, Cyclophyllidea, Taeniidae.
AUGCCGCUCCUUUUCUCGCAAAGUGUGUUUAGAUCUCUGAGAGCAUCUAAUUUGCUACGAGGAAUAAAUGUAUUAAACAAACCAUCAUGGCGUACACCUAGGCGUACUCUAAGUACCCAUAUCGAUUCUAUUGUAAAAGGUCUUCCCAAUGGAGCUCGGAAAUCCGUGGGUUAUUGGCUCCUGGGGAUGGCUGGAUUAACCUUUGGAGCUAUUGGGAUUGGUGGAGUCACUCGGCUCACUGAGUCGGGUCUGUCGAUGGUAGACUGGCAUCCAUUCAAGGAGGUACCUCCCCGUACAGAGGAAUCCUGGAAUAAAGAAUUUGAAAAAUACAAGCAAUUUCCGGAGUAUGAACAUGUCGUGAAGGAUCGUGGUGAAAUGACUCUUUCUAGAUUCAAGUUCAUUUGGUAUAUGGAGUGGUGUCAUCGGCAAUGGGGUCGUCUAAUUGGGGUCGCUUUUGCAUUACCGGCUACCCUCUUCUGGUAUAGAGGCUACUUUAACAAGGGAAUGAAGAUAAGGGUUGUCUGCUACGGCGUACUCAUCGGAUUUCAGGGAUUACUAGGUUGGUAUAUGGUAAGAAGUGCUGGCAUGGAUCCUGGGGAGGAAUUCGUAGGUGUGCCCCGAGUGAGCCACUACCGCCUCGCGGCUCAUUUGUCAACUGCAGCAAUUCUCUACUCUCUAUUCCUAUGGUCAGGAUUCAGCCACAUGUGCACGCAUCCGACGGGAUUGGAUUGUCUCAUGGACAUUUUGUCUCAUCCCAGGAUGUUUGGAGGUUGGUAUUCGUUUGCGCGAACCCAUGUAGGCGCGUUUGUAGCGGGGUUAGAUGCUGGGCUAACGUACAACUCGUGGCCGAAGAUGGCAGACCGUUGGGUGCCGGAUGAUCUGCUGGUGGCACGGUAUGGAUCUACCCUUCGAAACUUGGUGGAAAAUCCCACGGCUGUGCAGUUUAUGCAUCGCAACCUCGCCUACCUCACGGUUGCAUUGGUGACAGGUGCGUGGGUGAUGACGUUGCGAGUUCCUGGGGGAAGACUGCGCAAUGCGGCGCAUUUCAUGCUGGCUGCCACUAUUGGUCAAUCAGCCAUUGGUAUCAUUACCCUCUUGCAGUAUGUUCCUGUUUGGUUGGGCGCUACUCAUCAGGCUGGUUCUCUCGUCCUUCUUUCCACUAUACUCUGGUACACUCACUGCCUAAGAGCCAUUCGCAAGUAA